AUGAAUUGGUGUGUGAUUUUAGUGGCCUUGUGCUUUUCUGGCGUAGUUCAAGGAUCAGGAAAUUCAUUAAAAGAUCCAUAUAUAUGUGGACCGCCGUCUUGUGCACCUUCAGAAAAAUUUAAAUAUGUAUCUCAGAUAAUAUAUCAUUAUGACUACAAAGUGAAUGUAGAAACAUAUUUUGCUGGAUCAAGCAACAAUCGUUCUACAUUGGACGUCAAUUCUACAGUACAACUACAAUUCAUAACCCCAUGCGAAGGUCUUCUGCAACUGAGUGAUGUGACACUUGCGGAUCAAGAUCUGAACUAUCCAGUGGAGCGUUCUGAAAAAUUUGUAUUGGCUCUCACACAAUAUGACCUCAGAUUUGCAUUCCAUGAUGGCGUUAUAUCAGAGAUUUGUCCUCAUGAUGAGGAGGACGAUUGGGUGCUUAACUUCAAGAGAGCUGUACUAUCACUUCUUCAGAAUACGAUGAAGAGAUUUGAUAUUAACUUUCAAGGAGUUGAGAAAGACAUCCAUGGAACAUGCAAUGUCGACUAUGUAGUCCGUGGACAGGAGAACACCAGCCUUGUUGUGGUGAAGACCAGAGACCUGGGACAAUGCACAAACAGAUACAAGUAUAGGUCCAUUCUACAGACUGUCAGAUAUGAUUUUCAAAGUAAAUUUCAAACAUGGCCUGUACUAAAGUCUGAAAGUAAAUGUCGUCUCACUGUUGAUCACUACAUCUACAAAACAGUGAGCUGCAAAGAGAGACAUCUCUUUGAACCAUUCUCUGGCAGGAAUUCUGGUGCGAUGACAACGGUAAUUCAAGAUUUGGUUUUGAAGGAUGAAGUCAAUAAGACGGAUAGUGAAAUCAUGGAAGCAGAACCUAAAGCAUGGAAUGUAAUACAGAAACGUUCUAACCUCAUUCAUCACCACUCGCCACACAUAAAAAUUGAGAGUGGCGAACUAAAAUCUGCUCGAGAUGUACUCAAAUUGCUCUGCUUGAUUAAAUCACCAGAGGACAGUUGGCAACAGGCGACCGUUGACGAGAAUAUGGACAGUAGUUCUACUGUUGGGCUUUGGGGGCGGCUAGUGCGCGCCGCGAGACCACUGCAUUACCCCGCCCUGUCACAACUGUUGACACGAGCGCCAUCUAUCUGCGACGCAGCUACUAAACACAUAAUGGACGCUCUACCGUACGUAGCCAGUGCUGGCUCGGUGGAGCUCAUCAAGGAGAUGAUAAUGCGAGAUGAGGUCGACGACAAUAUACGACACGAGUGGCUCAUGUCCAUGGCGAUGAUACCCAGACCAAAACUAGAAAUGUUGAAUAGUACUUUGGAACUACUAAAGAGGCAAAAGAACGACAAAGUGAUAAGCUUUACGGUGUCUUCCAUGGUCCACUCCUACUGUAGGAAUAGCGGGAAAUCACUACGUGAAUGCUGUGAGGAAGAAAUACCAAAACAAAUACUCGAAGAAUUCCAAAAUAUCGUGAACGAGAUUAUCACAAAAGGACUAAUUAAUGCUGAGAGAGAAGACAGAACUAAUGUAGCGAUAGCUAUAAAAGCACUAGGCAACAUUGGUGGUUUCAAUCAAGAGUUCGCUGACGUGCUGAUGAACAUAAUUGGCGAUGAAUUUAUAACGGUUCCUAUAAGACUGGCCGCUGUUGAUGCAUUUAGAAGAACGCCUUGCGCUGAAACCCGCGAGUAUUUCGUGGAGACGUACCGUUCCGAGUACACGCAGCUGGAGGUGCGGCUGGCCGCGUACUUGCAGCUGAUGCGCUGCCCCACACUGCACACCAUCCGCACCGUGCUGCUCGCACUCAGGGACGAACCCGUCAAUCAAGCGGCGACUUUCGUCUGGAGCCACCUCAAUAACAUUGGGCAGUCGUCACUACCAUCCCGCGUUGAGAUCCAGGGUCUGUUGUCUGGACACACAAUGCCGCAGCUAGAGGACAGCCCUGACUUCCGAAUGUUUUCAAGGAAUUACGAACAGAGCGUAUUCUUCGACCAAUAUAACGCUGGUGGAAACUACGAAGCGAACGUUAUAUUCUCACCAGACUCGUAUAUACCACGAUCAGUGUCGCUCAACUUGACUGUUGAUAUGUUUGGAGAAUCUAUCAAUAUAUUUGAGCUUAAAGCUCGUGGCGAAGGGUUUGAAACAUAUUUUGAACAAUUCUUUGGCGACAACGGACCUUUGGGCAAGAGUAAAAUAAAUGAGUACAUAAACAAAUUGAGAUUUUUCCGAUCUGUAAACGAUGCUGAUGAGGUCCGAGGGAAAAUCGACGAUCUCGGAUAUAAAAAUGAGGCGCUUAAACACCGAUUUCCCACGGCAGAGUUGGGGAUUAAAGUAUUCGGGAACGAGAUAUCGUUUUGGAGUGCGGAAGGCGAUGAGGAAAUAAGGAAGUCGGUAGAAAGAUUGAACCCUAAGUUAAGAAUUUUGGAAAUUUUAUCGGGAAAGGAAAUAUCAUACAACAAAGCAUCACUAUUCUUGGACACUACAUUCUCCGUGCCGACGGGGUGUGGGCUACCUCUAGAGUUGAACCUCAUGGGCACUAGCUACGUGAAUACAAAGUUAUCAGGCACAGUUUCGGACAAGUUCAAAGAGACGGAAAACUUGGAUUUUGAAGGCAAAAUUCGACCAAGCGUGGCCGUGAACGUGGCGGCGACGAUGGCGGUGCGCGCGGACACGCUCGCGGGCAGCGGCGUGCGCGUCAACGCGCGGCUCUACACCGCCACCAGCGUGGAGGCGCGCCUGGCGCUGCGGGGACGCGCGCGGCUGCGGCUCGACCUCUCCCUGCCCGCCGACAAGCAGGAGAUAUUCGCCGCCAAGUCUGAAUUAAUAAUUUUGCACGGCGACAAGGAGCUGCAACAACAAGGCUUGAAUCAAAAUCGCAUUGAACAAAACACAUGCAGUUGGGGCACGUUCGACAAUGCAAUAGGAAUUAAACUAUGCGCUGCUUAUCAGUUCCCCAACAUGACGAAUCUUUACAACGCGCCGUACUUCCUAAUGAGCGGUCCAGCCAAGUAUAUUCUGUCGCUAGAGAAAGCUGAUCCGUCGGCGAAGACUUACACGCUCCAGUACCAUUGGGACAAAAACGAGACCUUCAACGUCAUUGGAUUCUCGUUCGAUACACCUAACAGUGAGGAAAAACGUAUGUUCGACGCUUUGCUAACCCUCUCUAACACAUCAAGCAGUGCUGUCGUCACUCUUCAAUCUGCUAAAAGCACGCUCAAAGCGAAGGCAUUAUAUCGUAAUUUAGAGCAAGACAAAUCUUUUGAAGCCAGCUUGGAUGUUGAUGGUCGGAAGCAGUUCGACACGGUUAUGUCGUUGAAGAAACAGGAUAUAAACCACGGAUAUGUUUGGUUGCCGCGCGCCUACUGGAUCGUCGAUAAUGAAAGGGUCGCAGAAUUGACUGGUUAUUUCAAAUUCAAGUCCAAAGGAGGAGUAACACAAUGCGAUAUAGUGGCAGAUUUCCAAACCAGACAGCUAGCUAGCCAUAUGGCCGGUUACUAUACUUUGAACGGCCCUACACAUGGGACCAAAUUACAACUCGACUAUCAGUUUUAUAAGAAUCCUAAACAAACUAUAAAGGUAGAGGGAGUUUAUAGUGAAAGAACGAUGGGGUAUAGACACGACCUCUACGGCGAAUUGUCUAUGGAGUUUACGGCCUAUCCCGUAUAUGAUUUCUAUGCAGUGCUAAAGAAUAUGAAAACUCCAAGCCACAUAGAUAUUGGUUUGAACAUAAGUGCAUCGAAACAGCAAGCGCUUGAACCAGCCUUCGCUUUUAGUUUUGUACGGUUCGACAAGAUUAAUGGCCUCAAAUUGGACACGCAGCUAACGGUGAAGAGACCUAAGUUGAUCGACAUGAAGUUCCAAUAUGAAGAGGCGGGCGCGAAAUACUCAGUUCUGUGCGUGCUGAACUUCAACCCGAAGUCACGUGAGAUCAUAGUGUCAGGCGAGGCGUACUACCCGCCUGGUACUCAGCUGUAUCUAGACGCACAGCUGAACGUCACACUGCCCACGCUCCACCCCUGCACCAUCCACGCCAAGGUCCACGAGAAGCAGGCCAACGAAUUCCAGGUGAACGCGUUAGGCGUAUGGUUUACGGGCACAGACUUCAACGUCGACGCGCUGUAUCAAGACCAGUCCAAAACAAACAUGGCUUCCCAUCGGCUGAAGAUGCUCCUCACCAGCUCGCAGUUCAAAGACAUUGCGGCUGAUGCUCGAUUCACUCAAGAUAACCGACAAGUCACUUUCAUAUUAGAGGGGGAAUAUAACGCAGAUUUGUACCGUUCACUAGUGCGGUACGUUUUGCUAUCGGAGCAUAACAUCACGACAUACGCAGAGGUGGACGUCAGCGGGAAAGUGUACAGUCUCAAUCUUAACGCCGACCUCAACAACAAUACCAAUCUUAACAUGGACGUACAUAUUGAUCAACUUCGCGACGUACACGUUUCUUACCAAAGAUGGAAGACACCGAAGCAGAAACGUCUAAGCGCUGCAUUCAACUGGGAUGCGAACCGAGAUCCAUCGCAAAAAGUUUCCGUGGAUGUACAGCUCGACAACAAAGGCACCUGGCACCACGGCGGCCAGUUUACAUUUUACUACCCCAGCAGAGUUGUCAAUGGCGAAUUCGAAUUCCUAUUAAAAGACUGGGAGUGCGCGUGGAGUGCGAGCGUGGGGUGGGGCGGCGGCGCGCGGGCGGCGUGGAGGCUGCGCGCGUACUCGGAGGCGCGGGACGGCGGGCCCACCGUGUACGCCCUCCUCUCGCACCUCGACACGCCGCUCCCCGGCUGGAAGGACACCGGCUUCAACCUCAUGUGGCGCUACCAAGAUAACUUACAAGCAAUAAAUGGAAGUAUGAAUUGGCAAGAAGACUAUCUCGCGUUUAGUCUACUCGCCGACUACUUGUUCAAGUCGAACGAAUUCUACGGCGAAAUAAAUGCAAUCGUGAAUUCGACUAUACCGACUUUGCCGCGAGCCGCCGCCAUAGCGAGACAUCGAGUUGUAUGGAAAAAGAGUGCAGAUACCCUUCUCAGUUUUCAAUAUAAUGAGGAAGGUCUGCUUAUGAUAAAUUCAUCAUGGCUACUGAAUAGGGCUAAUACACAAACUAAUAUCACAGGCAGAGUUACAUUACUGACCCCAUUCACGGGCUACACCAAAGGAUAUCUCAUGACAGAGUUCCUAUUAGGCAACAAACGAGAUAUAAAAGGCAUCACAUAUUUAGAUUUAGAAGAAAAAGUGCUCAAAAUUUAUGUUGAUGGACGCAUGCGCCGCAUCACCAACUGCAUGCUGGUGGUGAACGUGACGAGUCCCGUUACUGAUGUGUCGCAGAUGACGGCAAGGAUCGGGUUCGUAGAAGCCGACCGCCAUCUUGUGGCAAUGGUAGUCACACCCAACUCUACUACUGGUUUUGAAACUCUUUUGAAGUUGAACACGUUGCAAGACUUCCACAUCUUCGGACAUGUAGCGCUCCCUAUACAGUACCUCAACCGAGCCAUUGUAACAGCCAAACGAGGUCCUGACGAGCUCGACUUUAGAGUGGGCUGGGACAAAAUGGACUUUGGCUUCACAGGCAUAUGGCAGUACCAUUCACCUAUUAACUUUGUUUAUGUAUACAAAUUAUAUUCACCACUGGAAGGCUUUGAAGAAAAUGGUCUAGUACUUAAGAAUGUAUAUGGAAAUGGUUUAGAUACUGAACUGUCGUUGCGACUGUCUAAACAUAAGUUCGGCAUUGCGAUACUACUAGUCGAUAAAGGCAAGGGUGUAAUAGAAGUGGUUCAGGAUAAGUUCAAAAAUGGCAUGAAGAACACCGACACGCUGCUGGAGGACUUUGAUACGACUGCCAGAGUUACCGUCGACACUAUAUACUACCCUACCGUUACAUUCCACGCACAUCUCAUGAAGUUUGUGGGCCCCGAUGAAGAAGAUAUAAUGAAGGCGAACGCUACUCUGUAUUUGCCUGAAGGACAAGCUAUAGUUCUUACUGACGAGUUCGUCCUAGAAACAUUUACGGUAAUGAGGAACACGCUGCACUUAGAGACGCCGUUCCAAGCGAUAAAGGAAUUGAAAUCGGUAUACACUGUCGACAUAACUAUAGGCGAGAAAAUCAACGUCUCCUGUAUGGCUCUAUUGUACAACGGGACUUAUUGGCACGAGAUAUCAUACAAAUUAUUUUACGAAUACGAGUGUGGUGAGGACGACACCUACCAAUCCUACUUGGCCUCAGUUGAUAUAGUAACGCCUUUGGCCGUACUGCCUGAAUUGGACGCUAAAGUAUCGGCUCGACUCGAAGAUGCACUUUGGAAGAUGUCAGCCGAUAUUGCCAUGCCUUCGUUUGUCGUGACCGCUAUUGCAAGACUCGAGUUGGAUGAUCCUUUCGUGGAGACGUCAGGCAGCUUGAAUCUAACUUCUCCAUACCUGGACGACUACUUCAUCAAGAUGGAGUUCCGUAAGGACUUCGGCGAGAGUGAGAACUCUGUCGGUGGCGGUAUACAUGUGCAUCAGGGCGACCAGGAUAACUAUCUGUUCGCGGACGUGUCGUGGCGGCCGCCGCCGGCGCGGACGGUGCGCGUGAAGUCGCGCGGCGCGCUAGCGGGGCUGCUGCCGGCCGCCACGCUGGCCGUCGAGUACGGACACGAGGCCGGACACCGCACGCUGGCGGCAGACUUCGCCGCCGCAGACACCUACUACUCCGUGCGGGCCGACCAGCGGCCCUCCGCCGUCUCGCUCGCACUCACCAGCCCGCACGACGGGUUCAGGGUUAUGAAACUAGUCGGUGAAUUCGAGGCAGAAAACAUUCGAGGUUCGCUGGUGACUGACGGCACUGAAUACGCCAUCUCUGGAAACGUAACAAAACGAGAUCCUCUGGAAAUGGUUGUAACUCUAGUGCCUAAGGACCAAGGCGAAGUAAUAAACGCCCGUAUGAAAUUCGAAUCCAGCACGACCGUAUACGGAAUAACCGCACAGCUGUCCGGCGCCGUACAAGCCACCGUGCGCGCUAAAGCUGAAAUGGAAACCAACUUCACUGAUAUUAACUUUAAAGUGGAGUCGCCGCAGCUGCCUGGCGGCGAGGUGAGCGUGAAGUCCCGCGUGGAGGCGCUGCGGGGGCUGCGGCGCACGGUGCGGGUGCAGGCCGCCACGCCGCUGCCGCGUCUCAAGUACUUCCACACCGACCUCGACUUCCUAUUCGGCCCAAAGACCGGCUAUCUCCUAGCGAACUACAAAUUACCAGAUAUGAAGGGAGACGGAGAUCUCAAAUGGAGCUUCUUAAUAGGAGAUCUCUUCAUAAAGUCGAUAGGUCACCAGCAAGUGCGUCAAACGAAUCGCAGUGUGGACUUGGAUAUCUACUUCGGCAACAGCACGCGCGAUGGUCUCGAUAAAACAGACGCUGGCUUCAGAAUGGACCUCGACCGUGUCUGGCUGAUCGGCGCAAACGCAUCAUUCGGUUACGUAAUGAACAAGCGCGUGAGUCUGAUCAUCAACGCGAUCCUGCCGCGCCCUAACGUCGACGUGCAUACUCUACGAGUGGACGGAGACCUCGGCUCUGAAGACAAACCACUGCGGACACUCGAUGCUGUCUAUAAGACUGACGUCACCAAGAUCGUAAACGCUAUCAAAGGAAUGGUACUAAUGCUACCUACGAGCUUCGACACGAACUCAACAGUAACCUGGACACAAAACUCUCAAUACAAGAGCGUGGACAAUCUACUCCUAUACCAAUGGGACGACAAAGGGUCACAUUUCAUAGACUACACACUGAAAACGCCAGUAUACGAAACAGAUGACACCUUCAAAUUGACAGGAAGCUAUCAGAAGGAUCUGAUUCAUGGCUACCAAAUUGUCAAGGGGCACACACAUCGUCCAGGGCGGAAUAGAAUCGGCGAACUGGACCUACGUUACGGUGGUAUGAAACAUACAGACGGACACUUUAAUGUGUCUACACCCUUCCAGAGGCUGCCCUGGCUUAAGUCAAUUUUCAAUAUAAAUAAUCUAGAAGAUCAUUCGGACAAUAAAGUGGAAUUGUUCUGGACGAACAAAACAGCUUCUGUAAACGCCAGCCAUGUACAUACAAAUCAAGAAAAUGGCUUCACACAAACGGGUGAAAUAUCACUUUCGCUACCAUUGAAAACCCAACAUCUUGUUAACACGGAAUAUUAUUAUAUACAAGAUGAGAAAACGAGCAAUGGAAAUGCAACAGUGGAUCUCGAUCGGGAGCGAUUUGUGAAAGUAUCGUUUGAUCAGAUACUCAGUAAGAGUGAGAGGAACUUGAAUUUAUCGACAACAAAUAUAGAAGUAGAGAAUGAACACACACCAAUGGGAGUAAAAUAUAUCCAUGAAUUUGACGACACUGGGAAUACUGAUGUAAAACAAGCGACAGUAUUUCACCUAAAGAAUGCUACGAAAUUGAACGUAACCUGCAAAUUCGAUGUGUUCACGUACGACGUUGGGAAGAAUUUGAAACUGACGGCAAUGCAUGGGAACAGAACCUGGACAUUCGAGAACGAAUAUGAGUCGGCUGAUAAGGAACUGAAACAAGGCAGCAAAGUGAAGUGGGCGGAUGAUGUGUGGCUCAAUUAUCAUAUACACGUCACUAAUAUGACUACGGUCGAGACAGAGUCUCAGAAAAUUAUCAUGAACGUGUGGUACCCGUUGCGUACCUACAAGUUGGACGCAGUGUACAGUCUGCAGGAUACUCUGUUGGAUGGACGCGCGGAGCUCAGCUGGGACGUGAAGCAGGAGAACAAGUCCGCGCUCAUCAAGGGACGCUGGCAGAACCCGCCCUUCUCGGGGGGAAGUCUACAUAAUGUAGAUCUCUCCCUCUCGCAUCCGUCUUUUAGUAAGGAUGUAACCUUAAAAGGUGAUUACAUGAGCACACCGACUGUCAUGUCAAACAUAUCAUUCGAACUGCAGUAUUCUGACUACGAGAAGGAAUAUUUAAAUUUCAAAUCUAUACUCACGGACAACUCUAUCGGUCCUAUCAGAGACUAUAAAUUUGCACUCAAGUGUACUCAUCCAUCCACUAACUUGGACUUGGAUAUGAAGAGUGACGUCAACAUACAUAGCAAAUGGUAUCUCUUCAACAACUACUACAGGUUCCAGAAGUCGCUCUUCUUUGAGAAAAUGCGGAAAAAUAGAUUGUUGGUAGAUUUGAACAAGAACGCUAUUAAUUGGGAGCGCGCCAACGAGACGUACUUCUACAAGGCGAACGGCACGUGGGAGCUGGCCUACCCGGUGUACCGCGCCGCGCUGGCGGCCGAGCGCCCCGCCGGGCCCGACUCCGGGCUCGCCACGCUCUCGCUGCUCCAACGAGAGCUCGUCGCGCACUACAACUCCUCCGACGAUAUAUCCUACCAUUUGAUAGGCCGUAUAGAAGACACCCGUUCAGCAAAAUUGGACGUAUGGCGUGACUUCGAUGACGUCACCACUGUAGAUCUAGCAUCUUACAUCCGCCUGAAUCACUCCCGUUUACUCACUAGCUCCGUUCUAUGGCGUCCGGAGAUCUUUAGCGAGAUCAGAUCAACAUUUGUUUAUACCUUGAAAGGUUUAUAUGGCCAAUUCAACGAGACGUUGACGAUCAUUAAAGAAAUGCCCAUGGAAGCUCAUUUAGCGUUGAGAAAUAUAUGGGGAGACGCUAAACCGAGAGUUCGCGAAUUUUUAGAUGACCUAAAUGACUUACACGUCAUAAAAGAUGACUUGGAUGACUUCCAGGUAUUUUUAAACGAAUCUUAUGGAAACAAUGAUUUUUACGUCAAAGAUAUCGUCGAAUUCACAUACUACAUGCUCGAUGAAAUGGCUAUAAGGAAUCACUUGGAAAGUUUACCCGGAAUUGUUAAUGAUAUGUGGGGAAUGAUGGGUAACACGAGUCAAUCUAUCAAACAAAGUCUCACUUACGUUGUAGAUACAAUAAGACAGGCUUAUACUAACUUCUUGGAUUCUGUGAAUAACGUCCUAGAGGCUGAUUUCAUGGAGUUGGUCUCAAAUAGAUUGGAAGCGAUCAUAUUACAGUACGACAAUUUGGUACGAGAUAUACAUAUGAAGUUGUUGGAGUAUUGGGAAGAGACGUGGGUUAAUGCGACCACGAGGUUGGCCAAAUAUUGGCACGAGCUCCUCAAGUCCAUAGAACCGUUGUUCUUCAAAGUGCUACAUUAUACAGAGUCGUUUGUUAUAACAAUAUGGAAAGGAUUGAUGGAUUUCUUCUAUAAUCGAACACAGGAGCUGACCGAUUCCCCCUAUUUCAAUUACGUAUCUGCAUUUGGACACGAAAUGGACAAGUUCUACAAAGACAUAAUAAACAACGAUCUUAUUACGAACAUAAAGAAGUACAGCAAGAAACUGUUCGACGUGGUGUGGGCGAAGAUUGAGAAGUACAUACCUUUUAAAGACGAACUAAUGCAACUAUAUGCCGAAUUUAAGAACGCGUGGGAAGUUUUCCUCAAAACUAAACAAGUUGUCUACGUCAGAGAUAAGUAUCUGGAAGCAUACGAACGUCUCAAAUGGUGGUACGAUUACUUCAUGAUCGGUGAGGUGUCGUACAAAGUGGGCGAAGUAUUGUACGCUAAGAUCACUGACAUGGCCAAAACGGCGCUACAGUACGAGGAACUCCACCGCACUCCAAAAACAAUGUUCGUGUUCGACCCUCGAGCCGGAAAGCUGGUGUUGGAACAAAAGCUGCCGAUGUCGUGGCACGCCUUCAACCGGUCGCCGGACUUCAGCGAGGUGGCGGAGUACCGCGCCGUGCGACGACUGCUGGACGACUGGCUCGCCACCAACCGCAGCCUCUGGUCCUACUACUACCAGCUGCGGCCCUACAUGGACAUCGAGAACGUACUGCCGCCCUUCGCAGGCAUGGCAAUUAUGACUGGCCAAGGUACCCUGGUGACAUUUGAUAAACGCGUUUUCACUAUCUCUCAAGCUGGCACUUUCCUACUAUCCAAAGACUAUAGACUGAACAAAUUCACGGUUCUAAUGGAAAGCAAUGAACAGCAGCGAUACAACCUGAUCGUUCUCACCAAGAGUACCCUUAUACGCAUCGAUCUCUACAAAGAGCAAGUGUCGAUCGGCAGCUCUAUACUGAACCUGCCGGCCGUGGUGGAGGGCCACGUGGUGGACCGACAGACCGACCAGCUCUCCGUCAGCGGCGACAGCGGCCUCCGCAUACACUGCGACCUGCGACACCGCACCUGCAAGCUGCACGUUGCAGGUUGGUACUACGCGAGCCUCGGCGGUCUUCUCGGCACAUACAACAACGAACAAUACGAUGAACUUCGUCUCCCCAACGGCACAUACACGACGUCCAUAGCAGAGUUGGGAAAGAGCUGGGCGUUAUUGCCCAUCAGUGGGCAAACGUUGCUGAACCACGAGUUCACCAACGACACGCAAUGCGAGAAGUUCUUCCAGAACAAAGUGUCACCGUUGCAUCCGUGUUUCUCUGUGAUCGACGCAGUGCCGUUCCACUCGGAGUGUUCGCACAGCAUGGAGCCGUGCGCGCUGGCCAGCGCGUACCGCGAGCUGUGCGCACAGCAGCACGUGCCCACGCGCGCGCCCGACGUCUGCCUCCAAUGUACGACUCCGCAAGGUGACAUCGUAGAGGAGGGCUCGUUCACCCAACUACAACAGGUGCCCAACUCAACAGAUGUGGUGUUUAUAGUAGAGGCCGAGCACUGCAACAGACAAAUUCGCAAACGGAAGAAUAUAGAUCUCUUCGUGGAAGCAUUCGAUAGCCGCUUGCAAGGACAUGGUCUUUCUGAUAACAGGUAUGCGGUGGUGGGCUUCGGAGGCGUUGGUGUAUACUCGCAGCCGCGCGCACUCUAUGUCAACGGGGAAGUGUUCGCUGACGCCACGCAAGUUCCGCUGCACUUCGACCAUCUAGAUCUCGAGAAGCCGCAGAGCCCGAGCAACUCGUCCUCCGGGCGGCGCGGGCGCGGGCGCGGGCGCGGCGACAUGUUCGCGGCGCUGCAGUUCGCCACGCGCCUGCCGCUGCGGCCCGCCGCGCCGCGCACGCUGCUGCUGCUGCCCUGCGCGCGCUGCGACCUCGCCGCCAUGUCGUACGACUACUCAACGAUAUCUCACACAUUAAUGGAAAACUCCGUGACACUUCACAUUCUAAUGGACGAUGACUUCAUGUUAUCUAAGAAACGAGCAGCUAAAUACUUGUUUGGUAUUGACAGCACUUUGGCAUAUACUAACAAAGAUUACGAGAGACUAGUGGGCGAUGUCGGACUUCGCAAGCAAGUCAAAUUACCUAAAGAUCGACUGGGACUUUGCACGUCACUCGCGCUAGAAACUAAUGGGUCAAUAUUCGCCGGCGCGAAGCUGCAAGGCGACCGUCCGACGGCUCGGCGGUUCUCAAGUGUGGUGGGCGCCCGGGCCGCCCUCGGCGCUGCGGGCCGCGCGUGCGGCCGCCCGCGCUGCGAGUGUCGCGACGGCCGCCUGCACUGCCGGCCCUGCUCCGACGCGCUGCGCAUGUCUGAGCUAUCAUUCUGGAACACAGAAGACAUAGACGAGCUGAUUGAUAUGGCUAUGGACCCGCCCACACUUCCGUCUCUGAACUGAUUAUAAUUGACAUUUAUAGAAUCAAUAAGUUAAUGGACAAUACGCAGCAUGCGUAUGUUAUAUAUUUCUUGUAAAUAUUAAAUGAAUCUCUACUAGUUUAAUAAAUAUAUUAAAUUAAUAUU
This is a messenger RNA of Achroia grisella, 12653 nucleotides long. RefSeq lists its product as uncharacterized. The transcript has 69 exons. Gene Ontology annotation, molecular function: lipid carrier activity. Bases 1 to 12531 code for a protein of 4176 amino acids. Gene Ontology annotation, biological process: lipid transport. NCBI's taxonomy places the organism in Eukaryota, Metazoa, Arthropoda, Insecta, Lepidoptera, Pyralidae. The record is from RefSeq and is a predicted model, not a curated record.